Molecule: messenger RNA, 1471 nt
Organism: Zea mays
Lineage: Eukaryota; Viridiplantae; Streptophyta; Magnoliopsida; Poales; Poaceae
Exons: 6
Coding region: 242-1210 (322 amino acids)
Source: RefSeq, a predicted model, not a curated record
UGUGGGGGCCCGUAAGCACCACACAGCGACCCCGCACCUUCCUUCCAUUCGACUCCACACUCCACUCCCAGCCUCGCCUCCCCUCGCCUUUUUAGAGAGAGAAACCACGGCUGCCGGCCCCCAGCGAGCUAGAGAGAGAAACCAAGGCCAAGGAGCACAGCACCCCGUCCGUCCCCAGCAGGAGAGCGAGAGACAGAAGGGUGUGCGAAGGAAAGAAGAGGCGGUGGGAGAGGAGGGCGACAUGGAGAGGCCGGCACCGGUGAGGAAGUCUCACACGUCGACGGCGGACCUGCUGAUCUGGCCGGAGGGGGCGCCGCAGGAGUCGCCCGCCGGGGCCACGCCGCCAUCCAACCGCCGGCCGCAUCAGCCGUCGGAGGCGCUCAGGAAGGUGGUGUUCGGCGGGCAGGUGACGGAGGAGGAGGCCGAGAGCCUCAACAAGAGAUCUCCCGAGAUUUACGGCACAACUUUGGGCACUGUUAUUUCUUUUGUAUGUGCCGUUGUUGAUCUGUGCUGCUGUGGGUGGAGAAAUUCGUUGGAUUUGAGGAAACCAUGCUCUGCUCCCAAGUGGAAGGAGAUGACAGGAAGCGGCAUAUUUGCUGCUGGGGGCGAGGCUGAAGAAGAUGAAUCUGCCAAUGCCUCUGCAACUCCCAUUCGGACCGCUCCAAAGAAUUAUCAGGCAAUUAGCACCAUAAGCCACAUCUCAUUUUCCGAGGAAGAAAGCAUUUCUCCGAAGAAGCCGACUUCGAUAGCAGAGGUGGCGAAGCAGCGCGAGCUGAGCGGCACACUUCUGAGCGAGGACGACAGCAAGAUGAAGAAGCAGAUAUCGGACCUGAAAUCCAAGGAGCUGAGCGGCCACGACAUCUUUGCUCCUCCGGAAGACCCACGGCCACGCAACUCAGAGAACGGCUCGACCUCGCAGACCCCGGGCAAAAAUGCACACGUAAGCAACUUCAAGUUCGGCGAGGCCGACGAGGACGGCAUGGUGAAGACCGCGAAGAAGAUCCCCACAAAGAAAUUCACCGACCUCGCGGGCAAUAUCUUCAAGGGCGACGAGACCCCCCCUGGGACGGCGGAGAAGCACCUGAGCACAGCGAAGCUGAAGGAGAUGACCGGCAGCGACAUCUUCGCGGACGGGAAGGCCCCCUCGCGGGACUACCUCGGCGGGAUCCGCAAGCCGCCUGGCGGGGAGAGCAGCAUCGCGCUGGUUUAACAGCAACAGCAACCUGAUGGACAUAGCAGCCCCUACAUCAUUCGUUUCUUUCUCCUCGCCGUCACCGUCUUAGGAGUGAUCUUUUGUUCUUCUUCUUUUUCCUUUCCUUUGGAGGACUGAUCGAUUGGAACCCCCGGCUUGCUUUCCUGUUCCCCGUAACUUGCGCCAGAUUUUCGUUGUCGAUCCCCUCUGAUGGUGGUGUUGUGUGGGCAUGACAACAACGAUGGUUAUCUCUAAUUUAACAUUGAUUUGGCUUGGCUA